AGCAAUGACAUCAGGAUUUUAAAACAACUUGUUAUUCGGGGAGUAAUCAGUUGCAAUUAGGCAUUAAUUAAGUAUUAUGAAAGUUGAUUAUUUAAGUGAAUUCGGCUUUCGACUCUCCGACUAUGAGUUUGGGACCAAGGAGCGGAGAAUGGAUCUUGGAACAGCUGAAAGCACUCGGUGCACCGACCCACCUGCAGGCAAGCCCCCAACGGCAGCCAAGCGCAAAGGCGGCCUGAAGCUCAACGCCAUCUGUGCCAAGCUAAGCCGACAGGUGGUCGUGGAGAAGGGAGCAGAGGCCGGCUCCCAAGCUGAGGGUAGUCCACUACGUCCCCGGGACAAAGAACGCAGUGGCCCUGAGUCUGGGGUGACCCGGGCUCCCCGAAGUGAAGAAGACAAGAGGAGGGCCGUGAUUGAGAAAUGGGUCAACGGAGAGUACUGUGAGGAGCCCGCACCCACACCAGUGUUGGGGCGCAUUCCCCGUGAGGGCCUGGAGCUGCCCCCAGAGGGUGUCUACAUGGUCCAGCCACAGGGCUGCAGCGACGAAGAAGACCAUGCAGAAGAGCCUUCCAAAGAUAAUAACGUCCUGGAGGAGAAGGAUUCUGAUGGUACGGCUUCAAAGGAUGACAGCGGCCCCAGUGCCAAGCAGGCUUCAGGAGAAACCUCCUCUCUGAGGGACUACGCUGCCUCCACCAUGACCGAGUUCCUCGGUAUGUUCGGCUAUGACGACCAGAACACCAGGGACGAGCUGGCCAGGAAGAUCAGCUUUGAGAAGCUGCACGCAGGCUCCACCUCCGAGGUGGCUGCCUCUUCCGUGUUGCCCUCCUCUGAGGAUACCCUCAGCAAGCGGGCACGUUUCUCCAAAUACGAGGAAUACAUCCGUAAACUCAAGGCCGGCGAGCAGCUUCCCUGGCCAGCCCAUGGCAGCAAGGCUGAGGAUCGGGCAGGCAAGGAGGUGGUGGGCCCCUUGCCCAGCCUACGGCUACCCAGCAACACUGCCCACCUGGAGACCAAGGCCACCAUCUUGCCACUGCCAUCUCACAGCAGUGUCCAGAUGCAGAACCUGGUAGCCCGUGCUUCCAAGUACGACUUCUUCAUCCACAAGCUGAAGACCGGUGAGAACCUGAGGCCCCAGAAUGGAAGCACUUACAAGAAGCCAUCCAAGUAUGACCUGGAGAACGUGAAGUACCUGCACCUCUUUAAACCUGGGGAAGGUAGCCCUGACAUGGGCGGGGCCAUUGCCUUCAAGACAGGCAAGGUGGGGCGCCCCUCCAAGUACGACGUUCGGGGCAUCCAGAAGCCAGGCCCUACCAAGAUUCCGCCUGCCCCCAGCCUGGUUCCUGCACCCCUCACCAAUGUGCCCAGUACUCCCAGCGCCCCUGGACCGGGACCCGAGCCACCUGCCUCCCUGUCCUUCAAUACUCCCGAGUAUCUGAAGUCAACCUUUUCCAAAACAGACUCCAUCACCACAGGAACUGUCUCCACUGUCAAGAAUGGAUUGCCCACAGAUAAACCAGCUGUCACCGAAGAUGUAAACAUUUACCAGAAAUAUAUUGCCAGGUUCUCAGGAAGUCAGCACUGCGGCCACAUCCACUGCGCCUACCAGUACCGUGAGCACUAUCACUGCCUGGACCCAGAGUGCAACUACCAGAGGUUCACAAGCAAGCAGGACGUGAUCCGACAUUACAACAUGCACAAGAAGAGGGACAACUCCCUGCAGCACGGUUUCAUGCGGUUCAGCCCACUGGACGAUUGCAGCGUCUACUACCACGGCUGCCACCUCAACGGGAAGAGCACCCAUUACCACUGCAUGCAGGUGGGAUGUAACAAGGUGUACACAAGUACCUCAGAUGUGAUGACCCAUGAGAACUUCCACAAGAAGAACACCCAGCUCAUCAACGACGGCUUCCAGCGCUUCCGAGCCACCGAGGACUGCGGCACCGCCGACUGUCAGUUCUAUGGACAGAAGACCACACACUUCCACUGCAGGCGUCCUGGCUGCACGUUUACCUUCAAGAACAAGUGUGACAUCGAGAAGCACAAGAGCUACCACAUCAAGGAUGACGCAUACGCCAAGGACGGCUUCAAGAAGUUCUACAAGUACGAGGAGUGUAAAUACGAGGGUUGUGUGUACAGCAAGGCCACCAACCACUUCCACUGCAUCCGCGCCGGCUGCGGCUUCACCUUCACCUCCACCAGCCAGAUGACCUCACACAAACGCAAGCACGAGCGCCGGCACAUCCGAUCCUCGGGGGCCCUGGGGCUGCCGGCCUCCUUGCUGGGCACCAAGGACACGGAACACGAGGAGUCCAGCAACGAUGACCUUGUGGACUUCUCUGCCCUGAGCAGCAAGAACUCCAGUCUCAGCGCCUCCCCCAGCAGCCAGCAAUCCUCUGCAUCCCUGGCCGCUGCGGCUGCUGCCACCACUGCCGAGGCUGUCCCCAGUGCCACCAAGCCUCCCAAUAGCAAGAUGCCAGGCCUGCUGCCCCAGGGCCUGUCUGGUUCCAUUCCCCUCGCACUGGCUCUCUCUAACUCAGGCCUGCCCACCGCCACCCCCUAUUUCCCUCUCCUUACUAGCCGCGGGAGCGCCUCGUUGCCUGUGGGAUCUCCAGGUCUCCUGGGCUCCAUGUCCUCUGGGGCCACGACCUCAACAACCCCUGACGUGCCAGCUCUGAUGGCUUCUGGAGCUGGAGACUCAGCCCCCACAGCUGCCACCUCUCUCUCGGUGCCCCCUGCCUCCAUCAUGGAGAGGAUCUCGGCAAGUAAAGGCCUCAUCUCACCCAUGAUGGCCAGACUGGCUGCGGCCGCCCUCAAGCCCUCUGCCACCUUUGACCCAGGAAGUGGGCAGCAGCCCACCCCCACUAAGUUCCCUCAGGCCCAGGUGAAGCAGGAGCCUGACAGUGCUGGCACCCCAGGUCCUCAGGAGGCUUCCCAAGACCGCAGCCUAGACCUGACAGUGAAGGAGCCCAGUAAUGAAUCAAAUGGCCACGCAGUACCGGCAAAUUCAUCUCUUUUAUCCUCGCUUAUGAAUAAGAUGACUCAGUGCAACCCCAGCCUUGGAAACUUGCUGAACAUCAAGACAGAAGUGGAGGGGAGCCCCGCUGGGGAGUCCUCGCCUUUCUUGGGCAAGGCUGUGAAGGCGCUGGUUCAAGAGAAGCUGUCAGAGCCCUGGAAGGUGUAUCUCCGCAGGUUUGGUACCAAGGACUUCUGUGACGCCCAGUGUGACUUCCUCCACAAGGUGCAUUUCCACUGUGUAGUGGAGGAGUGCGGUGCGCUUUUCAGUACCUUGGAUGGAGCCAUCAAACAUGCAAACUUCCACUUCCGGACGGAGGGAGGAACAGCAAAGGGAACCACAGAGGCUCCCUUCCCAGCCUCUGCUGCCGAGACCAAACCUCCCUUGGCACCCUCGUCCCCGCCAGCACCUCCUUGCACCAUGGUCCCUGGAUCUUCUCUGGAGGGGCCUGCUCCCAGUCCAGUCUCUGUGCCCUCCACCCCCACCCUGCUCGCCUGGAAGCAGCUGGCUUCCACCAUACCCCAGAUGCCUCAGAUUCCCUCGUCAGUGCCUCACCUGCCCACCUCGCCCCUGGCGACGACGUCUCUAGAGAACGCCAAGCCUCAGGUCAAACCCGGGUUCCUCCAGUUCCAGGACAACGAUCCAUGCCUGGCGACCGACUGCAAAUAUGCCAGCAAGUUCCACUUCCACUGUCUCUUCGGUAACUGCAAGUACGUCUGCAAGACCUCGGGCAAGGCCGAGUCCCACUGCCUGGACCACAUCAACCCCAGCAACAGCCUGGUGAACGUGCGAGACCAGUUUGCUUACUACUCUCUGCAGUGUCUGUGUCCCAACCAGCACUGCGAGUUCCGGAUGCGGGGGCACUACCACUGCCUCCGGACGGGCUGCUACUUUGUCACCAACAUCACCACCAAACUUCCAUGGCAUAUAAAGAAGCAUGAAAAGGCUGAGCGACGGGCAGCCAACGGGUUCAAAUACUUCACCAAGCGCGAGGAGUGCGGAAGGCUAGGCUGCAAGUACAACCGAGUGAAUAGCCACUUCCACUGCAUCCGGGAAGGUUGCCAGUUCUCCUUUCUCCUCAAGCACCAGAUGACCUCGCACGCCCGGAAGCACAUGCGGAGGAUGCUGGGGAAGAACUUCGACCGAGUGCCCCCUUCCCAGGGUCCCCCGAGCCUAAUGGAUGCUGAGACGGACGAGGGCAUGGACUAUACAGGCUGUAGUCCUGGCGCAGCUUCUUCGGAGUCUUCCACGAUGGACCGCAGCUGCUCCAGCACUCCUGUAGGCAAUGAGAGCACAGCAGCCGGGAACACCAUCUCCAUGCCGACAGCCUCGGGGGCCAAAAAGCGCUUUUGGAUCAUCGAGGACAUGUCUCCCUUUGGCAAGCGAAGGAAGACAGCCUCGUCUCGGAAGAUGCUGGACGAGGGCAUGAUGCUCGAGGGUUUCCGGCGCUUUGACCUCUACGAGGACUGCAAGGAUACAGCCUGCCAGUUCUCACUCAAGGUCACCCACUACCACUGCACGCGGGAGAACUGCGGCUACAAGUUCUGCGGACGCACGCACAUGUACAAGCACGCACAGCACCACGACCGCGUGGACAACCUGGUGCUGGACGACUUCAAACGCUUCAAGGCCUCGCUCAGCUGCCACUUUGCUGACUGCCCGUUCUCGGGCACCAGCACGCACUUCCACUGCCUGCGCUGCCGCUUCCGCUGCACGGACAGCACCAAGGUCACCGCGCACCGCAAGCACCACGGCAAGCAGGACGUGAUCAGCGCCGCUGGCUUCUGCCAGUUCAGCUCGAGCGCCGACUGCGCCGUGCCCGACUGCAAGUACAAGCUCAAGUGCUCGCACUUCCACUGCACCUACCCGGGCUGCCGCCACACAGUGGUGGGCAUGUCGCAGAUGGACUCGCACAAGCGCAAGCACGAGAAGCAGGAGCGAGGGGAGCCUCCCGCAGCCUCUCCGGGGGCGCCCGUCAACCUGGACGGCUCGCUCACGCUGGCCGCCGAGCAGGGCUCGCUGCUCUUCCUGCAGUCAGCGGCCGCGGGCCUAGGUCUGCUCGGGGACACCGGGGACCCCGGCCCACCUGCCACCGCCCCCGGGACUCGGGACGGCCCUGCUGCGCCCGCCCCCGCCCCCGCCGCCGCUGCCACCACCACCACCGCCACCACAGCCACCACAGCCACCGCUGGGGAGUCCUCCCAAGAGGACGAUGAGGAGGAGCUGGAGCUGCCGGAGGAGGAGGCCGAGGACGACGACGAGGAUGACGAUGAAGAGGACGACGACGAGGAGGAUGAUGAUGAUGAUGACGACGACGAGGACCUGCGCACCGACUCCGAGGAGUCGCUGCCCGAGGCUGCGGGCGAGGCUGGCGCGCGGACCCCGCUGGCGGCCCUGGGUGGCCCCGGCCCCGCGCCCACCGCCGCGUCCCCCUAG
This is a messenger RNA of Grammomys surdaster, 5446 nucleotides long. It is a transcript of the gene Casz1, whose product is annotated as castor zinc finger 1. Gene Ontology annotation, molecular function: RNA polymerase II transcription regulatory region sequence-specific DNA binding; DNA-binding transcription factor activity, RNA polymerase II-specific. The coding region runs from base 77 to 5446 and encodes 1789 amino acids. Gene Ontology annotation, cellular component: nucleus. Lineage: Eukaryota; Metazoa; Chordata; Mammalia; Rodentia; Muridae. Gene Ontology annotation, biological process: regulation of neuron differentiation; positive regulation of transcription by RNA polymerase II. The record is from RefSeq and is a predicted model, not a curated record. The transcript is spliced from 19 exons.